Molecule: messenger RNA, 2667 nt
Organism: Zygotorulaspora mrakii
Lineage: Eukaryota; Fungi; Ascomycota; Saccharomycetes; Saccharomycetales; Saccharomycetaceae
Gene: LEU3
Product: leucine-responsive transcriptional regulator LEU3
Exons: 1
Coding region: 1-2667 (888 amino acids)
Biological process (GO): regulation of DNA-templated transcription
Cellular component (GO): nucleus
Molecular function (GO): zinc ion binding; DNA-binding transcription factor activity, RNA polymerase II-specific; transcription cis-regulatory region binding
Source: RefSeq, a predicted model, not a curated record
AUGUUGAGCACAUCUCAAUCUGAAUCGGAAUCAAGUGCAUUUGAAGAAAACAAGAACAAUAAAAGGUCGGCUCGUCAACAAACAGGCAAUCAAAGAAAAUUCGCAUGUGUUGAGUGUCGGCAGCAGAAAUCAAAGUGCGAUGCCUAUGAGAAAGCACCGGAACCGUGCUCCAAAUGUGCCAAAAAAGGUGUGCCGUGUAUAUUACAAAAAGACUUUAGAAGGACUUAUAAGCGUGCAAGAAAUGAAGCUAUAGAAAAGCGGUUCAAGGAGUUGACUGGAACUUUAACAAAUUUGAGCUCUGAAGAAAUUCUGGAGAAAAUAAAGGAGGAACAGGCAGCAUUACUAGAUGGUAAAAAUUUCACAAAGGAAAAAAUAAAAGAAGCGAAGGGGAAGUGUGGGCAAUGUGGGCAAUGUGGGCAAAACUCCCUUUGUGAGCGGAGUUCUUACGUUCCUACUCUCCCGAACGGCAUGUCGGUCAAACUAUCCGAGAUACCGAGCAAAGAUGAAUCAGAUUCACCAAACUGGUACUCAAGUUCGCAAUACAAUGUGGAUAGUAUCGGGAUGACGGAAGAGCAACUGAAAUGCACUCCAAAAAGUCUUGGCGACAUUUUCAUGUCAAGUGAUACAAUUGCAGAACUUUUUCAAGAAUUUGCCUCUAAAUAUCACAAAUUUUUACCCGUAGUCGAUCUUUCGAAAGGUGCAGAAAGGAUAUAUACCUUAUCACCUUGUCUUUUCUGGGUCAUCAUACUUAUAGGGUUGCGUCGAAAAAUAGGUGCUACCGAAUUAAUGACCAAACUAUCGGUCCUGGUGAAAUCUGUGUUGGCAGAAAUAACAAUCUCACCCAUCAUCCGAUAUACUCCUUCGGAUAACGAUGAACCAGUUUUGAACGUUGCAUCAUUAUAUUCUGUCCAGGCAUUCUUACUCUAUACUUUUUGGCCACCUUUAACAUCAUCCCUGAGCGCGGAUACUUCAUGGAAUACUAUUGGCACAGCAACCUUCCAGGCGAUACGUGUAGGCCUUAACUGUGCAGAGUUUUCGAAAGAAUAUGCCAGCGAAAAUUCUGAUCUCAUUAGUGAGAAAGUAAAAACAUGGGUGAGUUGUAAUGUAGUGUCACAGACAAUAGCCUCGAGUUUUGGAUUUCCCGGAUACGUUUGCUUCGACCAUACAGUUAUGAAUGCAACUAGGACGCGACCAGCGCAGAACGAGACACAACCUGUUCCGCUAUCAAUAUGCCAGAUGGCCCAAAUAGCAUAUUUUGAAAAUCAAAUGGUCAGUACCAUGAAUUCCAAUCCCGCAAAUGCUUUGGGAAAAGUAGGAGCAGAACAGAAGCAGCCUUUACUUCAGGUCCUAAAUCAACAACUGAGCCAGCUGGAAAUCAAUUUGAAUGAAGACAAGGUUGAUGAUAUAAGAAAGUUUCUCCUGCUUGUUGCCAAGGUUCAUCUGUUGACAUAUUAUUUUGGUGAUGCCUUUGCGACUGAUGAAACGAAACUUGUACAUUGUGGCUCAACACCCUUGACGAUGCUUGAAUCAAAUUUCGAAACGAAACGCGGUUUAGUAAGGGUCUACAAUGCCACGAUAGAUUUACUCUCACAUGCUAGUAAUAUGUGGAAAAUGGAUCCGGCAAUAAUUAAAUAUUUCCCGGGCGUUUUCGUCCUUAACAUUUGGCAAUCUGCCUGUAUAAUAAGCAAACUAGCACACUCCUCCCUUUGUCGAGUAUUGGAUGUAAAAAGAGGUAAAAAAGCGUACCAGGAUGCUGUUUUGCUAACUUUUAAUGCUUCAGUUCGCAAACAUGAUAUGGCAUACAGAUCCUCGGGAAUAAUGAAAAGUGUAUGGAGCAUGUUUGCUAAUAUGUACGAUGAUUGGCAGAAAAGGAGCCACCAAGAAAACAAUAUUUCGAGCGAUUUCAAUUUGGACAUAAAUAUAAAAUCGAGAAUGUCCGUUAGUGUAUUCUUCGAUUGUUUAUAUAUACUUCGAGAAAAAUGUGGAAUGGCAAGAAUGAAACGAGAAAGUCAACGAGAUGAAGAAGAAGAUGAAGAUCCAGACGAGGACAGAAGUACAGUAAGAAAUGGUCAAAUCGAUGACGAGGAAGUUUACAGCAAGACAGAAAACCAUGGAAGACGAUUGUCGGCAAACAAGCACCCGGAAGCCAAUGCAAGGAAAAUCAUCAAGACAAUUCCCUUAGAUCCGAAUCCUAUCAACGCUACAAGUAACAGUGCUGGAAGUAGCCUUGCUUCUCCAAACAGUCAAACGACAGACGUUUUGUCACUGGAAGGCAUAUUAAACAAGAACUCACCCGGCGAUGAAUUGAAUGGGAGCACAUCAGUGCUGCACAGUAAGCGUUCUAUCAAGAACCAGCCACAUGUGUCGCAAAAUGCACUCAUUGAGAACAUGUUGGCCGCAGGGCCUUCUUCACUUGGUAUGCAGAGUUUGAGCAUGAAUUCCAACUCGCUGUCCAGUUCAGCAACUCCUUAUGAAGUUGAAGCUGCGUUUGAGCUAAAUUCGCAGGAUCAUCUGCAGCAACAAGACGAACAGGAACGAUGUACCGUCCCUCAAGGUACGCACUCUCCGCACAAUAUCGCAGAUCAUUGGGAGAACUGGGAAUCAGACACUGUGUGGAAAGACGUAGAUCUGCUCAUGAAUGAGUUUGCAUUCAACCCUACCGUUUAG